Molecule: messenger RNA, 1552 nt
Organism: Eurypyga helias (sunbittern)
Lineage: Eukaryota; Metazoa; Chordata; Aves; Eurypygiformes; Eurypygidae
Gene: TBC1D23
Product: TBC1 domain family, member 23
Exons: 14
Biological process (GO): retrograde transport, endosome to Golgi; embryonic brain development
Cellular component (GO): trans-Golgi network
Source: RefSeq, a predicted model, not a curated record
GGAAAAAGAUCUUGCAGACGCUCUAGAAGAAGGAGGCUGUGAUCUUGAAACUGUGAGAAACAUCAUCCAAGGAAGGCAAUUGCCUGCUGAUCUGAGGGCCAAAGUCUGGAAGAUUGCACUUAAUGUUGUAGGAAAAGGAGACAGCCUAGCAUCCUGGGAUGGCUCUUUAGACCUGCCAGAACAGAGUAUAAUUCAUAAGGAUUGCCAAGAGCUAAUUGACCAGUUGCUGGUGCCAGAAGAGGAGAAGUCAGUAUUACUUCUGGAUAUUGAGUCAGUUAUUACUUUUUAUUGUAAAUCACGCAAUGUUAAAUACAGUUCUUGCCUUGGCUGGAUACAUCUACUCAAACCUCUGGUGCACCUUCGUUUGCCACGCAGCGAUCUGUACAACUGCUUUUAUGCUAUCAUGAAUAAAUUCAUUCCAAGGGAUUGUUUCAUGAAGGGAAGACCAUUCCAUCUCUUUAGACUACUUCUUCAGUACCAUGAGCCUGAACUCUGCUCCUUUCUUGAUACUAAGAAGAUGACUCCAGACUCAUAUGCACUCAACUGGCUUGGAAGCCUCUUCUCAUAUUACUGUUCGGCUGAAGUCACUCAGGCAAUAUGGGAUGGAUAUCUACAACAAGCAGAUCCAUUCUUUAUUUAUUUCUUAAUGUUAAUCAUCCUUGUCAAUGCAAAAGACGUUAUUUUAGCACAAGAAUCAGAUAAGGAAGAAAUGAUAAAAUUCUUAGAAACUUCACCAGCCAAUCUUGAUUUAGAGGAUAUAGAGGACCUCUUCUCUUUGGCACAAUAUUACUGUAGCAAAACUCCAGCUUCUUUCAGGAAGGACAACCACAGUCUUUUUGGCAGCAGCUUGCUGGGCCUCAAAGAUGAUGACGCAGACUUGAGCCAGGCGCUCUGUCUGGCAGUUUCUGUGUCUGAGAUUCUUCAAGCAAAUCAGCAACAAGGAGAAGGCGUAAGGUUCUUUGUAGUGGAUUGUCGUCCUGCAGAGCAAUACAAUGCUGGGCAUUUAUCAACAGCAUUUCAUUUGGACUCAGAUUUGAUGCUUCAAAACCCAUCAGAAUUUGCACAGUCUGUAAAAUCCCUAUUAGAAGCACAAAAGCAGUCUAUUGAGUCUGGCUCCAUAGCUGGUGGGGAACACCUCUGCUUCAUGGGAAGUGGCAGGGAAGAAGAAGAUAUGUAUAUGAACAUGGUGCUAGCGCACUUCUUACAGAAAAAUAAGGAGUAUGUAAGCAUUGCCAAAGGAGGAUUUAUGGCCCUCCAGCAGCACUUGGCAGAUAUCAAUGUGGAAGGACCAGAAAACGGCUAUGGCCACUGGAUCGCUAGUACCUCAGGCUCAAGAAGUAGCAUAAACUCCUCCGUUGAUGGCGAUUCUCCUAAUGGUUCAAGUGACGGGAAAGGAGUAAAGUCCCUGAUGAAUAAAAUGACAGUUGCUUUGAAGACUAAAUCUGUGAAUGUAAAAGAAAAAGUUAUUAGUUUUAUUGAAAAUACAUCUACUCCAGUGGACAGAAUACCUUUCAAUAUUCCCUGGCCAGACAGAGCAAGCCUGGAGCGGUAA